This is a messenger RNA of Mauremys reevesii (Reeves's turtle), 3360 nucleotides long. Its product is annotated as alpha-N-acetylgalactosaminide alpha-2,6-sialyltransferase 2-like. The record is from RefSeq and is a predicted model, not a curated record. Gene Ontology annotation, molecular function: sialyltransferase activity. The transcript has 11 exons. The coding region runs from base 673 to 1884 and encodes 403 amino acids. Lineage: Eukaryota; Metazoa; Chordata; Testudines; Geoemydidae.
UGGGGAAAUCCGGCGGUCGGGAGGAAUGCAAACCCAGUGAGUGCAUAAGGCUGCCCGGCCCUCACAGGCUGUCCCCCCGCAAAGGACACCUCCUUAUCUCCAGGGGGCAGUUACUGGUAUGGUGCAGGAGGCCCCGGCUGCUGCUGGCUGAUAAGACAUCCUGUGUAUGCUGCAGCUGGGGUUUCCGUUGGGCUGCGCCGAGCUCAGUGCAUGUACAAUCCACCCGCCCGUAGUUUCCAGUGCAACCAAAGGUGCUUCAGAGACGCGUCCCAGGGCUGGAAAGAGCCCUCCGUGCUCAGGCAGCGCCGCUGGAAGAUGCAAAGGCAGCGAGGAGGCCCGGGCAGGAGCAGAGAGCCAGGCCCCGGCCCUGCAGAGUCCUGCAAACCAGGAGGCUGGCGGGAAGGCUGAGAAGCGGAUUCCUAGGAACGGUCUCUCCCCCUUCCCCCUUUCUGUGCCGCCCUCCUCUGGGAUCCUUUCCAGUCUGGACAGAGCUGUCCACUCCACGCCCGUCCGCCGAUCUCUUUCCGAAGGGCCCUCUGCUGGCAGAGCUGACAUGCUUCAGCCUCAAGGCUGCCUGGGAUCCUGGCGAGACGUGCAGCUGGGUUAGAGUUCGAGCGGAGAGCUUCCGUGGGGCCGUGAGAACCGCUGCGGGGCCCAGACCCUGCUCCAGCCAUGAUCCGCCUGCGAAGCCGUGCCCUGUGCUGGGCUCUGCUGGGUGGCAUAACCGUGGUGCUUCUGUACCAAGCCAGGACCUGCUAUAGCCGGGGGAGCUUCCCAAGCUUUUCCUACAGGGAUCCUCUGGGAGCUCACCAGCCCGGAGCCGGAGCCGGAGCCAUGCCAGCGCAGCCACCGGCGACCCUGCUGGGCAGUAGGGCCCCCAGCUCCACGCUGCAGCCGUUCUUGGGGGACCUGUAUGGCCGGGACGAGACGUACCGGAGCUCGAGGUGCCCCAGUGGCAUCAGGAAGAGGAUCGCGAGCACCAAGUUCAGCAGCGUCUUCCUGGAGGCCAUCCCGGUGCUGCAGUGGGCCCGGCAUGCCCAGCCGGCUGAGUAUCGACGCCUGCGGAGCUACGGGGGGGCCCACGGCUGGCAGGAGGUUGGCUGGCCCGUUGUGAGGGACGCGCUGACCCGUCUCAACACGUCGGCCAACGGGCGCAUGUUCGACGCCCACCCCCGAGCUGCUGCGGGCGGCUCCCCCUGCGUCCGCUGCGCCGUGGUGGGCAAUGGUGGCAUCCUGAACGGCUCCCGGGCAGGGGCUGCGAUCGACCGGCAUGACUAUGUCUUCAGGACCAACGGGGCCCUCACCAAGGGCUUUGAAAGGGACGUGGGCCGCAGGACCUCCUUCUACGUCUUCUCUACUAACACCAUGAUGAACUCGCUGCAUAACUACGCCAGCAACGGCUUCCGCCAGCUGCCCCAGACUCUGGAAACCAGGUACAUCUUCCUCCCGGACCAUGACCGAGAUUACCUACAGCUCCGGGCGGCCCUGACCCAGCGCCCUGUCGACAGAGGCCCAGAUGAGGGUGCUCGGCCGGAGCGAUACUUCGGGAAAGACCUGCGGGCGGAGAAGUUUAAGAUGUUUCACCCGGAUUUUAUCCGCUACGUCAGGAACCGGUUCCUCCGCUCCAGCAUUUUGGACACCCCGCAGGGGAGGCUGUACCGUCCCUCCACCGGGGCAGUGAUGCUGCUGGCUGCCCUCCACACCUGCGAUGAGGUAAGCGCCUACGGGUUCAUCACCCCCAACUACCGGGCCUACUCCGAACACUACUUCGACCCGACGCACAAGGCCCUGCGGUUCUACGCCAACCACGACCUGCGGCUGGAGAUGAGCCUGUGGCAGGAGCUGCACCAGAGCCGGCUCAUCACGCUGCACACGAGAGGCUGAAGGUUGGGACCGUGCUGGGCGGUGCAGAGUGAAGGGACUGACGCGCCGGCUCAGGCCGGGACCUGCCUGGUGGGGCGCUGGGGCAGACACGCCGGCACUGCGCUGGGAACAAACCCUCCGUCAAGCGUGACGCUGGGGCCUGGACCUCGGGGAAGGAAAAGCCCCGUUGGACUGUCGCCUCACCAUGACCAGGGCAGGAUGCUGUGAGCUGGGCUCGUGCCUACGCCAUGAGUGGAAUGAGUUUGUCAGGUCUCACCGUGGCUUCACAGCAGACGGAGAGGUGCCUCGUCGCUUGGGGAGGCGUCCUCCUGCACUGGGCGACGCUGCCCACGGCCGCCUGCCAGCCCCAGGGCGGUUCCCGCCCCGAGCGGAGUUAUCACCUGACUGACUAUCCCUGGAACAAAUCCAGGCUGUUGCUUUCUGGCGGGGCUGAAUGCAGCUGGGGGGGCUGUGUAGCUUGCAGAACAGCUCGUGAGGAGGGGGCUGCAUGGCAGCCCUGAUCCAGCAGAGCCUUUCGCUGGGACUGAACUGGCACCAUGAGCAGGCCUCUGGGCUGUAACGCUGCUCGCUGGGUCCCCAAGUUCCCUCCAAGCGUCCCUCCCUGCUGCUGCUGAGAAUUGCCUACUACAGGAGCGUGCCUGGCCCCGCAGGCAGGGAGCCCUGGCAUUCGAACUCCCCGGCCUGAAUAACCGGGGAAUGGGGGAGUUGGUAAGUCCCGUUACAAAGCAGAGCAAUGCCUCUGGCUCCUGGAUAGUCUGUCCCCAAAUUCCAGCCAGCCUUGGGGGCGAGAUCCCAGCACUCUGGCAGCUGGGGUGUGGCAUGAGCCCCUGCUGCUAUACAGAGAGCGUCCCUCCUGGAGCCAGAGCAGCCUUUGUCUAACCCUAGCCCCCCUUCUCCCCUGGCCAGCGCCAAAGAAGGGGCCUCUACCCACACAACAGGAAGAGCAGUCUGAGAGCCAGGGAUGUCCCGACUCGGGGGCAUUGGCUAGGUGCCGGUCCUUCUGUGCCUCAGUUUCCCCAUCUGUAGAAUGGGAGUGGGCACUGUUAACAAUGGGCUCUGCUCCCCUCGGGCAGCAGGGUGGGGCUGGCACUGCCAGCUCGCAGCUGGGCUGUGCAGUGCCCUGGCGUCCGUGGGGCAGGCAAGGCCGCGCCAGCCGCCCUUUGUUCCAGCAGCAUUAAUCAGAGCUAACUGCCCGAGUGCAGCCUGGCUGCUGCCGGCUCUAAAUCAAUCAAUCAUGUGAAAGCUGGCGGGGGAGGGGAUGGGGGGGAAGCAAUUCCCGUCCUGGUGGGAGUCAGCCCCUUGCAUGGCCAAGGACAUAAUCCCAGGGCACCUUCCCCUCCUCGCUCCGGUGCUCUGUGCUCCUCCCGGUGCUCUGCGCUCCCCCAACCCAGCACUCUGCGCUCCCCUCUGUGCUCUGUGCUCUGCGCUCCCCCCUAAGCCCUGUGCUCUGCGCUCCCCCCUAAGCCCUGUGCUCUG